AUGUUUCUAGCGCCCAUCCACUUGCUAAGACGCACUGCAACUACACCAUCCCAUCUACAUACCAUAAAAUUCUUUCUGAUUUAUUUUUUGCCGGUCGCAUUGGCGGGAGUGCUGAAUACCCUGCCGAUUGUAGACUUGGGAUACGAACAACACAGAGCCAGUUUUCUGGAUGUAGGAUACAUCUCAUUUAUAGACGAAAUAUCAGACCUGGCGCUAACUCAUACAUAUACCACUUCGAACCAAUACAAUUUUUCAAAAAUCCGCUAUGGUCAAGCUCCCAUUGGGGAUCUCUGCUUUAAAGCCCCGCUAUCCCCUAAGGGGCGAAAUCCGAAACUUCAACUUGGGGAGGUGGGAAGAAUUUGCCCAGAGGCGUUCCCGCAUUGGUUUCGCAUUUCCGAGGAAUUUGCUGCCAAUUUCUCAGCUGGAACUGGUGCAACUUUUAAUUUGACUGCUGCUGAGAUAGGAGCAAAACAGCACUUUGAUUCUACUGCUCUGAAGCCUGACCCUCGAAUCACUGAAGACUGCCUUUUCCUCGAUGUGGUUACCCCCAAAGCAGCAUUUGAUAAUGCACAGAAGUACGGCAGGAAUUCUUCGUUAGGCGCGCCUGUCGUCAUCUGGAUACACGGAGGAGGGUAUGUCGGUGGGUGUAAAAACCAUCUCGGCGGCGUCAACUUGCCCACGAUACCCACUACGCUUAUUAAAUCAAGCCAAGUAGCAGAUAAACAAGGGAUAGUAUUCGUGAGUAUUAAUUACCGUCUUGGUGCCCUUGGCUGGCUAGGUGGCGCCUCCAUUGUGCGAGCUGGAGGAGUCGCCAAUGCGGGCCUCUAUGAUCAACAGCUGGCAAUAAAAUGGGUUGUGGAUCACAUAUCUCUAUUUGGCGGUGAUCCAAGCAGGAUUAAAUUGCUUGGGGAAUCUGCUGGUGCCAUUGUCCAGUCUCCUGGCUACUGGCCAAUUUUCGAUCCGGAUCUUGCUGAAUCAGCAACGAAACAAUUCUUGGCUGUUCUGAAUGUCAGUUCCGUCGAGGAAUCUCGGACUCUGGACUCUGCGACUGUGAUCAAAGCAAAUCAACUUCAAAUCAACAGAUCUCCUAAUAGGUACUUCGGAUAUGACCCUACGGUUGACAGCCUCUUCGUGCCUGACCUUCCUCACAUCCUCUUGUCAAAGGGGGCGCAUACUAAAAAUGUCAAAGUCAUGACGAGUUAUACAAAUAAUGAAGGGCCACUUCUUGCGCCCUCAAUCAUCAAUUCGAGUACCGGACUCGAGUUUCUAAUUCGUAUCCUCUACCCCGGAGUCUCUGUUAAGUCGAUUGACUACAUUGCCGAGAAAUUGUAUCCCCAAGUUUACGAUGGUUCUUAUCCCUAUCACACCUCGCUCGAGCGUUCGGAUCUAGUAUUUGCGGAUUGCCUGAUUCACCUCUCUAACAAUGCCCUCUCCAAGGCGUUGGAGAACAAAACCUAUGCUUAUAGAUUCUCAAUACCUCCCAGUGUUCAUGGACAGGACGUUGCGUAUACAUUUUAUAACCAUGGUGAUCGGGAGGUAGAUCCUCGAGCAGCUGAGACAAUCCAAGGAUAUAUUGCAAACUUUGUUCGGAGUGGAAAUCCUAAUGGCUUUAAUCUUCCUUACUUUGCAAUGCAGGGGAAGAAUUACAGUAUGAAUAACGUUGGCGUGAAUGGUACUCAGACCUUUGUUGACCCGGCCCGUGGACUAGCAGUAGACUACUGGGCCAGUGGGAAGAUUUGGGAUGAUAUUCUCUAUUAG
This is a messenger RNA of Fusarium oxysporum Fo47, 1758 nucleotides long. Its product is annotated as Alpha/Beta hydrolase protein. The transcript is spliced from 3 exons. The record is from RefSeq and is a predicted model, not a curated record. Bases 1 to 1758 code for a protein of 585 amino acids. Lineage: Eukaryota; Fungi; Ascomycota; Sordariomycetes; Hypocreales; Nectriaceae.